This is a messenger RNA of Varanus komodoensis (Komodo dragon), 2336 nucleotides long. RefSeq names its product coiled-coil domain containing 93 (gene CCDC93). Bases 149 to 2017 code for a protein of 622 amino acids. The record is from RefSeq and is a predicted model, not a curated record. Gene Ontology annotation, biological process: Golgi to plasma membrane transport. Lineage: Eukaryota; Metazoa; Chordata; Lepidosauria; Squamata; Varanidae. The transcript has 24 exons.
AACCAAUGAACGGAAAGGGGAGAGAUUUAUUUUGCGGAAGGAGAAAAGCUUUUCUGUCUUGCACGGAGCUGGGCGAGUCUUUGCACGAUAAAGCGCUGAUGUGACAGAGAAAGGAGAGUGAUCGGGCUGCUGGAAAGGCAGAGUGGGCAUGGGUGCCCUUAAGGGACAGGAGCAUCAGCCUCCCCAGGAGGUUGAAACCCGAGAAGAUGAGGAGCAAAACAUUAAGCUGAGUGAAAUUUUAGAGCUCUUGGUGGCAGCUGGAUACUUCAGGGCAAGAAUUAAAGGGCUGUCCCCCUUUGACAAGGUGGUUGGUGGCAUGACUUGGUGUAUCACAACAUGCAAUUUUGACAUUGAUGUUGACUUACUGUUCCAAGAAAACUCAACCAUUGGUCAAAAAAUCGCCUUAACUGAGAAAAUCGUAUCAGUCUUACCCAGAAUGAAGUGCCCACAUCGCCUGGAGCCUCAUCAAAUACAGGGACUGGACUUCAUUCACAUAUUUCCAGUUGUGCAGUGGCUGGUGAAACGUGCAAUAGAAACACGUGAAGAAAUGGGAGAUUAUAUUCGCUCAUAUUCCAUAGCUCAGUUUCAAAAGACACACAGACUACCUGAGGAUGAUGACUUCAUGCAAAGAAAAGAGAAGGCUAUCAAAACAGUUAGUGAGAUCUGUGAUGUUUACAAGCCACAAAGGAAAUACCAACGGCAAGCAGGAGCAGAAAAGUUAGUGGAUGAGGAAUCUAAAGUUCAUGCUACACUUUUGGAAUAUGGCAGUUUCAGUGAUUAUUACUUGAGGUAUGGGUUCAGCAAGCAAGUUAAAACUGGGAAGGCCGAAGACAAGAAAAUAGCAGUGCCUGCUGGGCUUUUAUCAGUAGGGAAGACUGAGACCUAUACUGAGGACGACCUCCAAGCUGCGGAAGAGCUUCGUAUCAAAACAUUGAUGACUGAGAUGGCUGCUAUGGGAACAGAAGAGGGCAGACUGACUGCAAGCACUGUAGGACAGAUAGUUGGACUACAGUCUGAUGAGAUCAAGCAGAUCGUCUCUGAGUAUGCUGAAAAGCAAUCAGAACUUGUGGCAGAGGAGCGUCCAGAAAGGCUUGGAGCGGCCCAGCAACACAGAAGGAAGGUGGCAUCUCUGAACAAGCAGAUCCUCCAGAAAACGAAACAGCUGGAUGAAUUGCAGGCUAAAUGUGCAGACCUACAAGCAGAAUGUAGUGAGGCCAAGAAAACUCUCAAUGAGGUUAAGAACCACAGCGAGAAACUGGACAAGGAGUUGGCAGCUUUAGAAAUAGUGGAAUCCCAAGCAGAUUCAAAUGUAUUGCAGAAGCUGCGGGCACUGGUAGCAAUGAAUGAAAACCUCAAAAGCCAAGAGCAAGAAUUUAGAUCACAUUGCAGGGAAGAGAUGGUACGCCUCCAGCAAAACAUUGAACAUCUGAAGGCAGAAGCAGCCGAAAAUGGGGAAGAAAAGGAACCUGCUAAAAUUAUAGACCAACAGUACAAAUCUGAGAGAGAGAAGUUGCAAAAAAUCAGACUCCUUCUGGCCCGGCGAAAUAGAGAAAUAGCCAUUUUACAACGCAAGAUUGAUGAAGUGCCCAGCAGAGCUGAGUUAACACAGUACCAGAAGAGAUUUAUUGAACUUUACGGUCAGGUAUCAGCAACUCACAAAGAAACCAAGCAGUUCUUUACCCUCUAUAACACACUGGAUGAUAAGAAGGUAUAUUUGGAGAAAGAGGUUAGCUUGCUUAACUCAAUUCAUGACAAUUUCCAGCAAGCCAUGGCAUCUUCUAGUGCUCGAGACCAAUUUCUACGGCAGAUGGAGCAGAUCGUAGAAGGAAUUAAACAGAGUCGAAUGAAGAUGGAGAAGAAAAAGCAAGAAAACAAAAUGAGAAGGGACCAGUUAAACGACGAAUAUCUAGAACUACUAGAAAAACAUAGGCUUUACUUCAAAACAGUCAAAGAGUUCAAAGAGGAAUGCCGCAAGAAUGAAAUGCUGCUGGCCAAGUUAAAGGCCAGGAGUUCUUGAAGAAAUUGAGACGCUUGGUUCUUUUGUAUGACUGAGUUCAUUUUCCACAACCUUUUUUCAAGUUGAUCCAUCCAAUGACUAGGAUUUAUUAAUUUUAAAAAUUCAAUGCAGUGUCAUUGCGGUUGGGAAAUACUACUACCUUAGUUGGGAUCUAACUUGAUUUCUUGUGUGUGUGAGUGUAUGUAGUGAAGCCACUAAGAUUGGCAUUCUUAUUUUACUUUCCUGUGCUCUUGUUAACAAGUGAGAAAGAAUACACAUGCUUUAGAAAACAUGUAUUAUGUUUCAAACAGAAAUACAAUAAAUAAUCACUGAACUAAAA